AUGUUACCAAUGUGUCGAUUUCAAGUUUUAAAAAAAGCCACAACAUUGCCGGCUGUGUUGUUGACCUUUGCUGUUAUGGUGAUUUUUUACAGUCUUAUUGUCAAUGAAAUGUUACGUCCCUCUUGGGGGCUGUCCUCUCUAAUAUCAUGGAGACAGGAGACAUUUCGUUUUCAGGCAGCAGAAAGUGAACACCAAGGAAAACCUGAGUGUAAAGAGUACAUCCAAAAAAUGUCUGACAAGUGUCAUGUUUUAGAACUGUUUACACGCGUCGACGCGACUGCUAGAAAUUACGACUCGGACCUAGUAUGUGACCAGUCCGCGACCAACUUUGAUGUCAUCUGUCGGUUGUAUCUUAAACAGAUCGGUCUACAAUCUCAGCAGUCCACAGUCUGCUGCCUCGACAACGUACAUAGAGUUCCUAAGAUUGUUUAUUUUCUUAAUUUUGGAGUCAAUAAGUUUCGACUGGUGAACUACAUCUCUCUCAGAGCAGCCAGCCGUUUUAUCGCACCAUCAGCACUCUAUGUUGUUGGAGACCAACACCCUAGGGGCGAGUGGUGGCGAAAGGUGAUGGCAGAUGUUCCCGGAGUCAGGUUCUUAUACCGAGAGAUUCCAGGCAACAUCUCGGGGAUUCCUGCUCACAUCAAGCAUUUAUCCGACAUUGUCCGGCUGCAGCUUCUCUACAUGAACGGAGGCAUCUACCUGGACACCGACACAGUUGUAGUGAGAGAUCUUCAAGCCCUUUUAGAGCAUAAUCUCACAUUGGGACUGAUAGAUAAAGUUACAGGCAUGGGAAAUGGCUUCAUAAUAGCUAAAAGAGGAAACGACUUCAUUGAGGAAUGGUACUCUCACUACACCAAGUAUAACAACAGUGCAUACUACUUGAACUCUUUAGAGGUAAAUACAUUCAUCAACAGCAGCAUAUCAUCAUAUUCAUCAUCUUUGCCAUCUUCAUCACCAUGGGAAAAAAAAUUUGCGGACGCAAUAAUCUCUGUUUGGGGGCACAGACUGUGCGACAUAAUCGCGACGACUUGUUAUACAGCCAGGCAGGUGACCAGGCGAUUGUCAAAUCUAACACGAGAUGAAGGGACUGGAUGA
Candidula unifasciata is the source of this 1095-nucleotide messenger RNA. The record is from the annotation of a GenBank genome assembly. Lineage: Eukaryota; Metazoa; Mollusca; Gastropoda; Stylommatophora; Geomitridae.